Molecule: messenger RNA, 1745 nt
Organism: Amborella trichopoda
Lineage: Eukaryota; Viridiplantae; Streptophyta; Magnoliopsida; Amborellales; Amborellaceae
Molecular function (GO): N-acetyltransferase activity
Source: RefSeq, a predicted model, not a curated record
ACCCUUGAGAGAGAUAGAUGUACCACAAGAUAGAGCCUUUGGAGAGAGAGAGAGAGCGCCCAUUGUAGUAUUUAUGUUCAGCAUGAAUCAAUGAAACAAAAAUUGGAAUGGUACAAAUAUCUAUCCUCUCUCUCUCUCUCUCUCAAAACUCAAAACUGGAAUCAUUGCAAUGGCUUAUCUCUCCACCCUCUCCAUCAAAUCUCUGCAACUUUCCCCCUCUCUCUCGAGAAAGAAACGUCCCCCACUGUCCAUAUCGACAAACCCAUCACACAUAAACCUUCUUCAUUUGAGAGACCUAUUGACCUCCACAGGCCAAGCCUGCGAUCUCUUUCCCCAAUUCAUGGAGGAUGGCUCUGUAAAACCAGUUGAUAUCAAGAAAUUGGGGCUCGCUGUAAAGCACAGCUCUGUUCUUGUAUCAGUUUUUGUCAAAAAUAGCAACUUUUUGGAUGAAAUUGAAAACCCUAAUUUUUCAGAGAGGUUUUGGUUUGGAGGUGGGUUUCCAUUUUGGGGCUGGAAUGGACGGCUGGUGGGCUUUGGGAGAGCAGUUUCAGAUGUUGGAUUAACGGCCUCGAUUCACGAUGUUGCGGUCUUCCCUUCACUGCAGGGGUUGGGAAUUGGAAGAAUGAUUAUAAAUAGAAUCAUCAGGGUGCUUACUAGUAGAGACAUAUACGAUAUAUCUACCCUUUGCUCAGAGAAAGAGAGGUUAUUCUUUGAAUCAUGUGGAUUUGGUAAGGAUGUGUUGGAGUCAACAACAAUGAUUUAUUGCAGGACUGGCAAUGAAGAGGAAGAGGAAGUAGGAUGGAUCCACUCCGACCGUAAAUACAUCACCAAGAUCGAUGGCAUCGGCGACACGCACCCGGUUUGGAACACCAAGUUUACGGCUCUGAUCGACUCGUCAGAAUCCGACCCAAAUGCUUUGAUGCUCAACGUUGAAGUUUACACUAGGGACCCUUUUUUCCUCACUGAGAAGUUGCAUGGUUCUGCUAGUGUGCCACUCAAAGAAUUCUUUGCCAAAUACUUAGCAAAAAUUAAUGAGGAUCAUGAGAAUAUUGGCUUCGAGGUUUUCGAGGUCGGGAGUUUUCAGCUUCGGAAACGAGGGUCGGAUAAGCCAAAGGGCUUCAUCGAUGUUUCGAUAAGGAUUUCUGAUGAGAAAGAUCAGGGGUUUGGUGAUAGAGGUGAAGAUGAACCCAUGGCAGCCUAUCCAGCUCCAGUAAACCAGCCAAUAAAUUAUCCACCCUCCAAUUUCCCCUAUAAUCCCCCACCAAACUUGCCUCAAAGCUUUACAAAUCCAAGACCACCACCUCCAAAUUUAGGGUAUUUUCCUAACUCAAAUGGUUUGCCUCCAAGGCCGCCACCACCAAAUUUAGAGUACUAUCCUAACCCAAAUGGCUUGCCUGAAAAUUACAUACCCCUUCCUUCUCAUACGCAAGGAGGGCUGCGACCCGGCUUUGGCAUGGGAAUUGGGGCAGGGGCUUUGGCUGGAGGAGUGAUUUCCAGCAAUGACCUAUUGCCGGAUAUGAAUUUUCCGACAAAUUUGCAUGGUGGGAGUCUCACCAUUUCUGGCAAUUCUUUCUUCUGAUCCAUGUUGUCUUAUAGCAAAGUUGGAGAGAGAGAGAGAGAGAGUUCCAGUUAAAAUGUGUUUGGCUUUGCUGGAGUUUCUGAGUUUUUGAUGAUGUAGCAAGUUUAUAAGAUGGUCGCUGAUAUUGGAAGGGAAAAUGUAAAGAGUACAAUUUCUGUUCUGUUCU